UUUCGGUUAUUAGCGAAGUGGGGACACUUCCUGGUAUUUGCAACAUUCAAAAGCUGUCAGGGGAUUUGCAGAACUGCAACCACGCAGGGCCCAUCGGCUGAAUGCUCAAGGGGAAGACGCUCUGAGACCAGAGCAGUAUUGGCAAGGAAAUCUGGUUUGUCCCUGAAUUACGAUGUCUCUCGCUGAAACAAUCCGUCUCUGGAAUGAGGGAGUGUCUGCAGCCGAUGGCAAAGACUGGGCAGCCGCUUUGGAGGCUUUCUCUUCCAUCCAGAAUCCUUCUUCCAAAAUCUGCUUUAACAUCGGCUGCAUCCACCUGAUCAUGGGGAAUUUGCCGGAGGCACAGCAGGCCUUCACCAGGAGCACUAACUGUGACAGACACCUAGCUGUGGCCUACUUCCAGCGAGGGACUGUGACCUACAGGAUGGAGGAUUAUCAGUCAGCCAUCAAUGAGUUUAAAGGGGCUUUGUCUCAGCUACGUGGAAACAGCCUAAUCGAUUACAAGAUCCUGGGACUCCGUUUUAAGCUGCUUGCUUGUGAAGUGUUAUACAAUAUAGCUCUUGCCCAUGCUAAGCUGGAAGACUGGAAGAAAGCUGAAGAGCAUUUAACAAUGGCAAUGAAAAUGAAGACGGAGCCACGGCACAACAAAAUAGACAGGGCCAUGGAAUCCAUCCUGAAGCAAAGACUUUUUGAGCCCAUCACAAUUCCUGAAGGGAAGCUGUUUCGGCCCAAUGAAAAGCAAGUGGCACAGCUGGAAAAGAAAGAUUACUUGGGGAAAGCCACGGUUGUGGCAUCUGUAGUUGACAAGGAUGAAUUUUCAGGCUUCGCUCCCCUGCAGCCACAGGCAGCAGAACCACCUCCUAGACCCAAAACACCAGAAAUACUCAGGGCCUUGCAGGGAGCACCUCACAGAGUCAUGUUUGAGUUUAUACCAGAGACACCAGAAGAGCUUCAAGUCCUUCCUGGAAACAUUGUUUUUGUCUUGAAGAAGGAGAAAGACAAUUGGGCCACGGUUGUGUUUAAUGGGAAGAAAGGGAUCGUACCUUGCAACUACCUGGAGCCAAUGGAACUCCAGAACCAGCCUCCAGUCCGGGAGGAGAACCAGGCAGACAUGGACAUUCCAGCUCCACCCAGCAUUGCUGCUCCAGAACGUCCUGAUAAGCCUUCUUCAGGCCAAAGAAGAAGAAGAGCACCUGAGGUCAUUAGCUUGGCCGUCCCGACACCCUACAUCAUCAAAGUCCACUAUAAGUACACCGUAGCCUUGCAGGCCAGUCCUGAUCUCCUUUACAGCAGCCUCCUGGAGAAAGUCUGCAAGAAGCUGGAGCUUCCACCCCCAAACACAAGGCUAAGCUACCAGCCUAGAGACAGCCAGGAUCUGGUGGCUCUUAGUGAGGACGGCAUGAAGGCAGUGUGGAGCCAUGCCCAGAACUACCGCUUGACCCUGUGGUGCAGCAUCUAUCAGGCAGAUGAAGAUACCCCAAGCGCGGAAGACGGAAAGGAAUUCCAGCAGGAAACACCAACACAGAUGGAAGCAAACCAGGUUGUAGCACGAUACAGUUAUGAAGCCAAACAGCCAGAGGACCUGGCGUUCCAGAAGGGAGACGUCAUACUUGUCCUUUCUAAAGUGAAUGACGACUGGUUGGAAGGCCAGUGCAAUGGGAAAGUGGGCAUUUUCCCCAAAGCCUUUACUGAAGAGCGCAGCAGCCAACCUCUUGAAACUAUUUCUGAAGCAUAAAACAAGCUACAGGAAACCCCGAGAGGGAGCCAGCUGAGUCCCUCUGCUCUUCUCCCUGCUCCCUGCACUGAAGACACAAAGUCUGUCUGAGCUGAAACCGCUGGGAAGAUAUAUUUAUUUCGAUGGGCAUUGGCUGAAACCGUUCCCUGGCUCUAAUCAUCAUACACGACUGGGCUUCAGAAUUUAGGCGCUCUUUUCACUCAUUUCCAUCUCUGGAAUAGAGAUGUGAAG
Molecule: messenger RNA, 1963 nt
Organism: Gekko japonicus
Lineage: Eukaryota; Metazoa; Chordata; Lepidosauria; Squamata; Gekkonidae
Gene: NCF2
Product: neutrophil cytosolic factor 2
Exons: 15
Coding region: 173-1732 (519 amino acids)
Biological process (GO): superoxide anion generation; phagocytosis; respiratory burst
Cellular component (GO): NADPH oxidase complex
Molecular function (GO): superoxide-generating NADPH oxidase activator activity; protein binding
Source: RefSeq, a predicted model, not a curated record